UCUUCAUUCAAACGGGCAGCAAAAGGAAAACAGAGGCGCUGCGGACGCGUUAAAUCUUCCACUGAGGCAGGGGUUUCGUCAGUCGCGGGGCCGGAACCGCUGGAUUGACCAUGCUCGAGUGGAUCCUUUUCAUCUGCUUAUUACGAGGUACUGUAAGCCUGAGACUAGUAUCCUUAGAUGUUCCUGAGAAAGUUGCCCGAGGUCAAGGAAUUAAAUUAACUUGUGGUUAUGACCUGGAAGGUGAUGUCCUCUACUCCAUCAAAUGGUACAGAGAUGACGUGGAGUUCUUCAGAUACGUCCCGACCGACCGGCCUCCGGGACAAUUCUUCCCUUUACAAGGCAUUAAAGUUGAUAUUGGAAGAUCAAAUGAUGGUUCUGUAUAUAUACGAGACAUUAGUGACUUAACAGCUGGAAUUUAUAAAUGUGAAGUAUCGGCAGAUGCACCAUCCUUCCAAACAGUAUCUGCAGAAAAACCAAUGGCCGUACAAGAAUCUUCUGGACAUGUUCAGCUAGCUGCAGACCAUGGCAACAUUAAUUUCCUGUUACUGACCAUAUUGUUAAUACUGCAGUGGAGGUACCACAUGUGGUGACGCGCUGCUCCUUCUUGCAGAUUUUUUCUUCAAACAGUUGCAGUGUGCCUUGAGAUAUCGCAUCUUUUCCAUUACAUAAGUGAGCUUCACAAAGCUCCUCAGCUAUGGAAUGUUCCUUGUGCAACAUAGAUGGUCAAAGACACUAUAUAAAACAGAUUUAUACGCUCAACAAUCUAGUCAGUGAAGGGACAGCCCAAAGUUCGAAACAAAUUCAAGGUCAUCUGUAUGCAAGAUUCUGGACUGGCAUUUAAAAACUUUUUCGAUGCUUCAGGACAUUAAUCGGGAAAGUUGUUAUCAGUACUUAGAAAUCGAUUGUUUGUAUGUACUAUAAGAAAAGUUUUUAAUGCUUGUAAAUAAUUACGAUCAUUUAUUUGAAUUAUUAUAAGAAAAUAUCAGAAUGACUUAAAAAAAAGAUUUUGAGCCAAUAUUCAGUGUUACCGAAUUUCCCGAUUCAUCUCAUUCAACUACGAUUCACGUACCUCACAUCCUUCUCCUAUACUGGACGUGGUAGGUAGAAAAUUCUGAUCAAACAUCGGAUGAAACAGAUCAUAUUACAGAUAUAUAUCUGUUAUAUAUUACAGAUAUAUACCAGACGUAGUCAUAUUUCUUCAAAAAUAAAUUUGUUAAUCGCAUAGAUCACCAACUUUAUCAAGUUUAUCAUUAUUUAAUGUAAAGAAAAUUUAAGUGCCACUGAAAUAGGUAUACUCAUUAUAUAUCGUUUAAUUGAGACUAAUAUUCGUUACUACUGGUUAUUGUCAUUACUAGUAAUGUUUUUACUGGUUAUUGCCAUUACACCUUACCACUGUUUAUUAAAUCUAGUUAAAAACAAAAGUAAAAAUAAAAUAUACCGCCCUCAGCUCUCAAUUGACUGCCAAGAGAAUCAUGGAGGUUAAGGCUCCACAAAGUCCAGCAUUGCGCUAUGGCCGCCUUCACUUUACUCGACAAAUUGGACCCAUUCACAUAAAGAAGAGUAGUCUCAGGAUAUAGAACCCUUAUUCUUCUCAUAAGCAGCUGAGUGCCUUAACCACUAUCAAAUCGCGGCUCACUUAAUAUAUUUAAUGCAGAGUGCCC
Messenger RNA from Parasteatoda tepidariorum (common house spider), 1661 nucleotides. RefSeq lists its product as uncharacterized. The record is from RefSeq and is a predicted model, not a curated record. Lineage: Eukaryota; Metazoa; Arthropoda; Arachnida; Araneae; Theridiidae.